This is a messenger RNA of Musca domestica (house fly), 4645 nucleotides long. It is a transcript of the gene Smox, whose product is annotated as mothers against decapentaplegic homolog 3. NCBI's taxonomy places the organism in Eukaryota, Metazoa, Arthropoda, Insecta, Diptera, Muscidae. Gene Ontology annotation, biological process: transforming growth factor beta receptor signaling pathway; regulation of transcription by RNA polymerase II; BMP signaling pathway. Gene Ontology annotation, cellular component: heteromeric SMAD protein complex. The coding region runs from base 578 to 2032 and encodes 484 amino acids. The transcript is spliced from 3 exons. Gene Ontology annotation, molecular function: RNA polymerase II cis-regulatory region sequence-specific DNA binding; I-SMAD binding; DNA-binding transcription factor activity, RNA polymerase II-specific. The record is from RefSeq and is a predicted model, not a curated record.
AAUGUCUUCAGUGUUGUAUUUAUGUUCAGAAGCGACAAAAUUAUUUUUAUUUUUCAUUUCUGUUCGGUGAUAAAUUCAUUUAAUUAUUAGAAAUUUUUGCUGGCAAAAAUAUGUUAAUUGAACCAGAAUUGUAAAACAAGUGCACGAGAAUUGAAAUUUUCUAAAAUUGCGGUGAACUAGAAGUGAUUAGAUAGCAAAAUAUCCGCUGUGGAAUAUUCUGUGUGUGGUUAGUGAACGUCUCGUUGUCGUUGUCUUCUUGGUCGGUCCAGACAGGCAGACAAGGUAGACAGAAUUAAGAGGGGGUGCUGACAGACAGAGGAGGGAGAAAAGAGGGAGAGAGAGAUAAAAGAAAAAUACGAAAAAUUAGAAUACCAAGCAAAACAUACCUAAUAAGAGACAGAUACAAGCAAAAACUACGCGGAUGCUAUAAUCUGUAACAUUUGGAAUUUUUUCACUCAGGGGGUAUCAAUAAAAACUUAAACGUGUAAUAACGUCCAAGGACGAUAAUCCAGCUGCCAACUGCUGUGCUAAAAACCAAAACCAAACAACAAAUUAUCCUCACCGCUGUUAACGUGAAAUGUUGCCAUUUACACCACAAGUCGUUAAACGUUUAUUGGCAUUAAAAAAGUGUAACGAAGAUAGCGUUGAAGGCAAGUGGUCCGAAAAGGCUGUUAAAAAUCUAGUUAAAAAGAUCAAAAAGAAUUCCUCGCUAGAAGAGUUAGAACGUGCCAUAUCAACACAAAACCCCAAUACAAGGUGUGUUACCGUACCGCGCAGCAAACCCACUGCCUCGGGUGAAAACCUACGCAAGGGUUUGCCGCAUGUCAUAUAUUGCCGUUUGUGGCGCUGGCCCGAUCUACAGUCACAGAAUGAAUUGAAAGCCCUGGAUCAUUGUGAAUAUGCAUUUCAUUUGCGCAAAGAUGAUAUCUGCAUAAAUCCAUAUCAUUACAAGAAAUUGGAAUUAUCUAUACUGGUGCCGAAAUCAUUGCCAACACCACCGGAUAGCAUUGUGGACUAUCCCCUCGAUAAUCAUACACAUCAAAUACCAAAUAAUACCGAAUAUAAUGCGGCCACCAUACGCAGUGCGUCAUUGAGUCCACCGCAAUAUAUGGAUAUCAGUAGAAAUAAUCCACAACAGCAUAUAUACCAACAGCAAGAUCCACGUUCGCCGAGCAAUUUCUUUACGGGUAAUAUGAGUGGAGCUACGGCUCAACAGCAGCAGCAACAGCAAAUGUCUACAAACAACUUGCCGCCCGGCGCCUGUAAUAUGGACUCGCAGUCGAGUGUUUUAAGUGUGGGCAGUAAUAGUAUGCCAAAUACAGGCACUCCACCGCCUGGCUAUAUGAGUGAAGAUGGUGAUCCGGUUGAUCCGAAUGAUAAUAUGAAUAUGACACGUUUAACUCCUCCGGUUGAGUCGGCACCAGUUAUGUAUCAUGAACCGGCAUUUUGGUGUUCCAUUUCCUAUUACGAAUUGAAUACACGUGUUGGAGAAACAUUUCACGCUUCACAGCCGUCCAUCACGGUCGAUGGCUUUACUGACCCCUCCAAUUCGGAACGUUUCUGUUUGGGUCUGCUGUCCAAUGUCAAUCGCAACGAGGUUGUGGAACAAACUCGUCGACACAUUGGCAAAGGUGUACGCCUGUAUUACAUUGGCGGUGAGGUGUUUGCCGAAUGCCUCAGCGAUUCAUCGAUUUUUGUGCAAUCGCCGAAUUGUAAUCAACGUUACGGCUGGCAUCCCGCCACCGUUUGUAAAAUUCCACCUGGUUGUAAUUUGAAAAUAUUCAAUAAUCAGGAAUUUGCUGCCUUACUGUCGCAGUCCGUGUCGCAGGGUUUCGAGGCAGUGUACCAGUUGACACGCAUGUGCACCAUACGUAUGUCGUUUGUUAAGGGUUGGGGUGCCGAGUAUCGACGUCAAACGGUCACAUCCACACCCUGUUGGAUUGAAUUGCAUUUGAACGGUCCGCUGCAGUGGUUGGAUCGAGUUUUGACACAAAUGGGUUCGCCACGCAUGCCAUGUAGUUCCAUGUCUUAAAAAGUAAGAGGUUUUUUAAGGCAUAUCUUUAAAAAGAAAACCGAAAACGGAAAAUACAAAAACAAAAUAUUGCUCUAGUGUACGAUGAUAGAAUUUAGAGAAAAGAUAAUAUAUAUCUACCUAUAAUAUUUUCUUUCUUAUGUUUCCUUUUAUUUUAACCCCCUCAAAAAAAAAGUAAGCAGCAUGCCCCUGAGAAAAAAAAAAAUAGAAUUGUAGUUUAUCUCUAAUAUGUAUGUAUUAAGUGAUGUUGAUAAUGAUGUAUUUUUAAUCAUAGUUUAUAUGAUUUCUUUUUUUUCUUUUCUUUUGUUUAAACAUAUUUUUUUGCUUGCAUUUGUUCCUUAUUUUAUUUUGAUUUUUAUUAUUUUUUUUUUUUUUUUGAAUAUGAAUUAUGUGACAUUAUAUUUUGCUUUGAAAGGUAUAUCACUAUACAAUUGUUGAGCUCCUAACAUGUUAGUUAUGUUGGUUAGUAGUUUGUGUGUGAAUGUAUAAUUGUAGUACAUAUAUCAAUUUGUUUGUCUAUUACUAAAAUUGUGUAGCAAAAAUAAAUGUAACACGGAAAGUAAGGUGGUGUAAUUUGUCUCAUCCACUUCAUGCCAACUUGCAGUGGAAAUCGUUUAUAACAAAUGUUAAAAAAAAACGUAUGUUUAUUUAUACCCUCCAUCUUGGAAAGAGGGUAUAUUAACUUUGUCAUUCCGUUAAAUAUUCGUCGUAGACCCCAUUAAGUAUAUAUAUUCAUAAUCGGCAUAAAUUUCUAAGUCAAAUCUACGACAUCCGUCUGUCUGUGGGUUGAAAUCAGGAUACAGCCCACAUUUUUUGAUGUAGAGCGUCAAAAUUUAGCAGAACAAUUUGUAUUGUGUCUAGGAUGGAUGGUAUUGAAAAUGAGAUAUAUCGGUCCACGUUUUGGUAUAGUCCCCAUAUAACGAUACUUCCCUAUAUUCGGUAUUUUGAUGGUUUUUGCCACAUUUUUUUUUACCGAUUUGUCUGAAAAUUGGUAUUUGUAGGUCAUAAUGGGUUCUAGCUCCGGUGGUGAAACAUUGUAUGUAUAGGUCCACGCUUUGGGGGGGGGGGCUAUACCCCCCAUAUAACGUUACCUCCUGAUAUUCAAUAUUUUGAUGAUUAUGGCCACAUCUUUUUCAUGGAUUUGUUUCAAAAUUGGUAUUUGUAGCUCAUAAUAGGUUCUAGUUCCGGUGGCGAAACAUUGCAUGUAUAGGUCCACGUUUUGGUAUAGUCCCCAUAUAAUGGUACCUCCCAAUAUUCGGUAAUUUGAUUGUUUUUAGCCACAUUUUUUCACGGAUUUGUGCGAAAAUUGUUAUUUGUAGUUCGCAAUGGGUUCUAGUUCCGGUGGCGAAACAUUGCAUGUAUAGGUCCACGAUUUGGUAUGGCCCCCAUAUAACGUUACCUCCCGAUAAUCCGAAUUUUGAUGAUUAUGGCCACAUUUUUCUUCACGGAUUUGUUUAAAAAUUGGUAUUUGUAGUUGGUAAUGGGUUCUAGUUCCGGUGGCGAAACAUUGCAUGUAUGGGUCCCCGAUUUGGUAUAGUCCCCAUAUAACGUUACCUCCCGAUAUACAGUAUUUGGAUGAUUUUUGCCACAUUUUUUCACGGUUUUGUCUGAAAAUUGGUAUUUGUAUGUCAUAAUGGGUCCUAGUUCGGGUGACAAAACAUUGCAUGCAUAAGUCCACGCUUUGGUGUAGCCCCCAUAUAACGAUACCUCCCGAUAUUCGGUAUUUGGAUGAUUUUUGCCCCCUUUUAUUUAGGGAUUUGUCUAAAAAUUGGUAUUUGUAGGUCAUAAUGGGUCCUAGUUCGUGUGGCGAAACAUUGCAUGUAUAGGUCCACGAUUUGGUAUAGUCCCCAUAUAACGGUACCUCCCAAUAUUCGGUAUUUUGAGUAUUUUUGCCACAUUUUUUUACGGAUUUGUCUAAAAAUUGAUAUUUAUAGGUCAUAAUGGGUCCUAGUUCGUGUGGCAAAACAUUGUAUGUAUAGGUCCACGUUUUUGUAUAGCCCCAUAUAAUGGAACCUCCCGAUAUUUGGUAUUUUGAUGGUUGUUGACACAUUUUCCCAUGAAUAUGUCUAAAAAUUGGUAUUUGAGGGUCAUAAUGGGUUCAAAUGUUUCCUUUACUCUAAGGUGGAGGGUAUUAAAAGUUCGGCCCAGCCGAAAUUAUUGUUUUCUUACUUGUUUUAAGUAAAAGCUAUUAGUUAUCCUUUUUCUUCUACUUAAAAAAACAACAACAGCAUGUGGUAAUUAAAAAAAAAAUAAAAUAAAUAUGUUUCUUAUUUUAUUUUAUCUGGUAAUUUUAUAAGCCUUUAAAUAUUGUACCGAAAUAAAGUCAUCUUGACUGUAAACCCACAUUUUCAUGAUCAGUUUCUGCUAUUUGUUUUCAAAUCAAAUACUUAGACAGACAGACAGAAAGUUUUAAAGCCCAUUGCCUCUCAAUAUAUUCUUAAAAAUUUAAACUUUUUUGGUCUGGUUCAAAACCAAAAAAUUGGAACAAACAAAACAAUUUUAUUAAAAACAAAAUUAAAAAAAAGAAUAUUUACUGAAAUUAAAUAAUAUUUAUAACAAAUAUUUGAAAUGAUAAAUAAAUCUUAAAGAUAUUGGACGAAAAUAUAAAACAAA